GCUUCCAGUUUUCCUCUCUUGCCCAAAUACAUGCGGAAUCCAUCUAGCCACCAAAACCUCUGUUUCUUCUUCAACCCAUCUUUUAGUAUGGUAAAACGACAACAAUAAGCCCUAAUACGACAAUCCUUCCUUUUGCUGUAGUCAUGGUUCGUUUCAAUCUUAGGCUAAAGCUUCAACGUCGCAUUUCCAUCAUCAGACGCAGCAUUCUCCGCUUAUGGAAUGAGAUUCUCAUGUGUUCCGUAGGCAAGCCUAUCCAUUGUCGAAUGUUGCCGCCUCAUCACUUGCCUGUCUCCUCCUCGUCGGAGACCGCCUCUGGAGAAUUUGUAUCGGGAAUCGUCACUCCGUCUCCUCCUCCUCCGACGACGUUGACGGCGGCGGAGGCGAUGUUUCAUAACCAGCAUGAAAUUAAUAAUAAUGGUAACAAGGAUUCGGAUUUGGUUGCUUUGAAGAUCAGUCUCCUGGGGGAUUGCCAGAUUGGGAAAACCAGUUUCCUGGCUAAGUACGUGGGGAAUGAGAUAGAAGAGGGAAGAAUUCUGAAAGAUGGAAUGAAUAUGAUGGACAAGACAUUACUGGUUAAAGGUGCUCGGAUUUCUUAUAGUCUCUGGGAAGUUGAUGGUGAUGAAGGAUCAAUUCAGCAAAUUCCUCUGGCUUGCAAGGAUUCUGUAGCAAUUUUAAUCAUGUUUGAUCUCACAAGUCGGCUCACAUUAAAUAGUGUCAUUAAGUGGUACCAAGAGGCAAGGAAAUGGAACCAGACUGCAAUUCCAAUUAUAAUAGGAACCAAAUUUGAUGAUUUCAUUCAACUUCCUAUAGAUCUGCAAUGGGCAAUUGCAAGUCAGGCAAGAGCUUAUGCCAAGGCCCUGAAUGCAACACUCUUCUUUUCAAGUGCAACAUACAACAUUAAUGUAAACAAGAUCUUCAAAUUCAUAACAGCAAAGCUCUUUGACUUGCCAUGGAAACCCGAGAGAAAUCUCACAAUUGGAGAGCCUAUUAUUGAUUUCUAAAGAGGAAGACUUACUAUUUACUAAAAUAGCAAAAAGCCUCUCUUGCACACUCCAAUUUUAGUUAAGUAAACCACAGUCAACCGCUCACUGGGAUUAUUAAUUUUCUUUUAGUCCGGUGAUUUUGCGAGUUGUUUACUUUGAAACUCUGUUUAGAGAGAAAUCGUAUGGUUACACUGUAAUUUCAUGUAGGAUAAAUACAUGAAAUGACAAGUCAAUAAAUUAAACAUAUGGACAAAUAAAAUCAUUUUCUGAAAAAAUUGUUUUGUUAUUUUUAUUUUAA
This is a messenger RNA of Hevea brasiliensis (rubber tree), 1281 nucleotides long. Its product is annotated as septum-promoting GTP-binding protein 1. The record is from RefSeq and is a predicted model, not a curated record. The coding region runs from base 144 to 1001 and encodes 285 amino acids. Gene Ontology annotation, molecular function: GTPase activity; GTP binding. The transcript is spliced from 6 exons. NCBI's taxonomy places the organism in Eukaryota, Viridiplantae, Streptophyta, Magnoliopsida, Malpighiales, Euphorbiaceae.